AUGACAUGUUGCAAGUCAGUUGCAAUACCAUUGAUUCCUAAUGAAAAGCUGAGAAAGAAAGAUGGUGUCAAGAAAGUGGAUGCAUCAACCUAUAGAAGCUUAGUAGGAAGUUUGCUUUAUUUGUGCAAUACCAGACCUAAUAUUCUGUUUGCUACUAGUAUGCUUUCAAGGUUUAUGCAAUGUCUGAGUCAGAUUCAUUUUGGAACUACUAAGAGAGUUCUAAGGUACUUGCAAGGAACAAUUGGGUGGGGCAUGUGGUACAAGAAAUCUUCGAGUAUAAAGCUGGUAGGCUUCACUGAUAGUGACUGGGCAGGCUCAUCUGAUGAUAUGAGAAGCACCUCAGGAUACUGCUUUGGCCUUGGAUUUGCUAUGUUCUCUUGCAGUUCAAAGAAACAAGGAAAUGUAGCUCAAUCCACAGCCGAGGCAGAGUAUGUUGCUGCUGCUAGAUCAGCGAACCAGGCCAUAUGGUUGAGAAGAAUUCUAGAAUAUAUGGGGAAAAAAUAG
Messenger RNA from Carya illinoinensis, 504 nucleotides. RefSeq names its product secreted RxLR effector protein 161-like. Lineage: Eukaryota; Viridiplantae; Streptophyta; Magnoliopsida; Fagales; Juglandaceae. The record is from RefSeq and is a predicted model, not a curated record. The transcript has a single exon. Bases 1 to 504 code for a protein of 167 amino acids.